GUGUAGCGCUUUGAGAUGUCUCGAAGAUGUGAUCAGGGACAAAAUAAUAUGCACUGGGUUCUUAUUAUUAUGAACAUUACACUAUUGUAGUUAUUAAAUUCACUUCACAGAAGAGCGCUUCUAGACAUCUUGAAGACAUGAUAAAGUGCUAUAUCAAAUGUAAGGAUUAUCAUUAUUAUUAAACAUUCUGAGACAUGACCUUACGAAUGGCCUGAAUGUGCUAAACAUCUGUGUUCCUUUUGUCUUCAGGUGUCUGUCCCUUUGAACAGCAGUUGGUCUGUGAUCCCCACUCACACAGCCAAGUCCUAAAGGUGAAAGUACCAAACAGAGCAAAGAGCUGAUGGUGAAAUGGCGUCUGAACAGGAACUGGAGAACCUGAGAAAUGAAGCUACAUGUUCAAUCUGUCUGGAGUUUUACACGGAACCGGUGACUAUAGACUGUGGCCACAACUUCUGCAGAGACUGUAUUUUACAGUGUUGGGGCACAGGACAAGAAAGUGUGUCCUGUCCGCAGUGCAGGCAGCAGAUUCCCCAGAGGGGUGUUCGGCCCAACAGAACUCUGUCUAACAUUGUGGAGAGUGUUCAGAGACUGAGCCUGAAUCCGAGGCUGGAAGAGGUGGGAAUCCAGUGUGAAGAGCAUGAGGAGAAGCUGAAACUGUUUUGUGAAAUGGAUCAAAGAGCGAUCUGUGUGGUCUGUGCGAUGUCCCGUGAUCACAAGGAUCACACAGUCAUUCCCAUUAAGGAAGCUGCUGAGCUCCACAAGCAAAAGCUGCAGAAAGCCCUGGAAACCCUUCAGGAACAGUUGGGUGAAAUGUCUCAGUGUCAGAGAGAAGAAGGAGCUACUCAAAUGGAAGUCCAGAGACAAGCCGAGCGUCUGAGGAAGAACAUUGACGCUGAAUUUGCUAAACGUCACCAGCUGCUGAUUGAGGAGCAGCGAGACCUGAUCACCAAACUCAGACUGCAGGAGGAGGCCAUCGUGGGCCAAAUAGAAAACAAUAAGAGCCACAUUUCCAAGCAAAUUACUUCUAUUAAUCAGAGAAUAGCAGAAAUCCAGAAAAGACUGACUCUGCAGAACACCGAAUUCCUGAAGGAUAUCAAAUCCAUCAUUGACAGGUCUGGUGUUGACAUCAAGAAAUCC
This is a messenger RNA of Callorhinchus milii (elephant shark), 1137 nucleotides long. Its product is annotated as E3 ubiquitin-protein ligase TRIM39-like. Gene Ontology annotation, molecular function: zinc ion binding. Lineage: Eukaryota; Metazoa; Chordata; Chondrichthyes; Chimaeriformes; Callorhinchidae. The transcript has 6 exons. The record is from RefSeq and is a predicted model, not a curated record. The annotation marks the transcript as partial.